Messenger RNA from Amaranthus tricolor (Joseph's coat), 1649 nucleotides. Its product is annotated as 3-hydroxyisobutyryl-CoA hydrolase-like protein 2, mitochondrial. The record is from RefSeq and is a predicted model, not a curated record. Gene Ontology annotation, molecular function: 3-hydroxyisobutyryl-CoA hydrolase activity. The transcript is spliced from 14 exons. Lineage: Eukaryota; Viridiplantae; Streptophyta; Magnoliopsida; Caryophyllales; Amaranthaceae. Bases 218 to 1444 code for a protein of 408 amino acids. Gene Ontology annotation, biological process: L-valine catabolic process.
GUAUAGGUUUUAUAUUUUGAAGUACUCCUAAAACAAUAUACCAACGCAACGCAGCGUAUAACUUUAUAGUCCCCCAAAAAGGACGUUAAACGCAGAGCUUCUGAUACAACAAGUCCAAACCAAACUAUACAGCCGCAACACAUUGAUGAAACACUGCGAAAAACCCCAAACAAGACAGCAGAGAAAGUGUUGGUGUGAAUAAAUCAAAUAGUGAAAGAUGCAGAGGUUUAAAGGGGUUUUAGAUUCAAGAUUUUCACUUCAAAAGUUUGGGUUUUUGUCUCCUUACAGAACUUAUUUAGCUCAACCUAAUUACAUCUCCCAAAAUGACCAUGACCAUGAACAAGAUCAGGUUUUGGUUGAAGGAAGAGCUAAUACAAGAGCAGCAAUUCUCAACAGACCUUCUUCACUAAAUGCUAUUACUACUUCUAUGGUUGAUAGGCUAAAGAGAUUGUAUGAAUCAUGGGAAGAAAAUUCUCAUCUUGGGUUUACCAUAAUAAAGGGGAGCGGGAAUGCUUUUUGUUCUGGGGCUGAUGUUGUAGACCUCUAUCACUUGAUUAAUGAUGGAAAAGUUGAAGAAUGUAGGAAAUUUUUCAAUACGCUGUACAAAUUUGUAUACGUCAUGAGAACUUAUAUAAAGCCCCAUGUGGCUAUUGUGGAUGGAUACACUAUGGGAGCUGGUGCUGGAAUAUCUUUUCCUGCAAUGUUCAGAUUGGCGACUGAUAGAACAGUGUUUUCUCAUCCAGAGACGCAGCUGGGUUUCCACCCUGAUGCAGGGGCCUCUUUUUACCUUUCUCGUCUACCAGGUUAUCUAGGGGAAUAUCUGGCACUGACUGGAGAUAAGCUGAAUGGUGUCGAUAUGGUUGCCUGUGGCCUUGCUACCCAUUACUGUUUGAAUGUGAGACUUCCAUUGAUAGAAGAGCGCCUUGGCAAAUUGAUUACAGACGAUCCUUCGGUGAUAGAAAGUUCUCUUGCUCAAUAUGGUGACCUUGUCUAUCCAGAUAAGACAAGUAUUAUUUACAAACUCGAAACAAUUGAUAAAUGUUUUAGCCACGAUACAGUUGAGGAAAUUUUUGAUGCUCUGGAAACGGAAGCACUUAAUGCCACUGAUGAGUGGUGUAAGGAGACCCUGAAGAAACUGAAAUCAGCCUCACCGCUAAGUUUGAAAGUCACUCUGCGAUCUAUCCGUGAUGGGAGGUUUCAACCGAUCGACAAAUGUCUAGCUCGGGAGUACAGAGCAUCUGUUUCUUGCAUAUCCAAAAGAGUUUCCAAUGACUUCUGUGAGGGUUUUAGAGCUCGAUUUGUUGACAAAGACUUUGCUCCUAAGUGGGAUCCUCCUACUCUUGAAAACGUAAGCGAGGACAUGGUUGAUUGCUUCUUCGCACCACUUGGUGCACACGAGGCUGAGCUUGACUUGCCUAUAUCAUUGCGAGAACCAGAUAUUUGAUAUCCAUUGUCUUUCAUAAACCAAAUUUUUGUAGCAUUUAGGAUAUGGACUUCCCUAAUUCUGCAUUUUAUUUGCUAGAAAUUACAUAAAUAGUCCAACACAAUUUGUCGUAAGCGGCUGAAAAAACAGUAAUUGUUCAAACUGCGUUCUUUUUUAUCAAGAUCCUUGUUAAGCUCAAUAAAUAUUGCUAUACGCUUGUUGGAAA